Messenger RNA from Branchiostoma belcheri (Belcher's lancelet), 816 nucleotides. RefSeq names its product FAS-associated death domain protein-like. The transcript has 4 exons. The record is from RefSeq and is a predicted model, not a curated record. Gene Ontology annotation, cellular component: cytoplasm; CD95 death-inducing signaling complex. Gene Ontology annotation, biological process: positive regulation of extrinsic apoptotic signaling pathway; TRAIL-activated apoptotic signaling pathway. Gene Ontology annotation, molecular function: caspase binding; death receptor binding. The coding region runs from base 55 to 384 and encodes 109 amino acids. NCBI's taxonomy places the organism in Eukaryota, Metazoa, Chordata, Leptocardii, Amphioxiformes, Branchiostomatidae.
AACAGGAAACGCAACUUAACUGUUUAAAGCUGUACUGCGGCACACAUUUCGGAAAUGGAUCACCAAGCCCCCAUGCAAGGCACAGACAUGACCCGUACCCGUGUGCUGAACAGGCUGGCUGCGGAGGUCGGCUCCUGGCAGUGGAAGAGAAUCGCCAGAGAGAUCGGGCUGACGGAUGCCGAAAUUGACGCCAUUGAGGAGUUCGCGCCUACGAACCUGCACGAGAAGGCUUACCAGACGUUCCACCACUGGAAGAUGAAGAAGGGCAAUUGUGCAACUCUGGACGUCCUGGCCGGACACCUGAGGGCCAUCAACAUGGCGGCUCUGGCAGACAAGCUGGAGGACCUUCGGAACCAAAAUGAUGAUUUUCCUGAUUUGAAAUGAAGUCCGAGUUUCUCCUGACAAGAUUUGCUGCGGUGGAGGCUUACAUAAAGAUCUAUGCAAAAAGUGUCACGUUAACGUCGAUAGAAAAGCUAUGUUCCUAAUAUGCUUUCUAUGCUGAAUAUGUUACGUUAAGACUUAUGUAUGGAGAGAGAUAUAACGAAAUUCACUUCAGCCACUCGUCACUUCAGGCUGGCAGUUAAUUUUUAAAGAACAGGUGUAAAAGCACCUAUAAAUACCCUCAUUAAAAGCUUUUCCCUGGUUGAAUUUCUUCAUAUAGAUCAUAGAGAUUUCAAGAGAGAGAAAAGGACAGUAAGAUUUUUUACUACAAGAUGACCAACGAUUGUAUAGGACGUAAUGUUUAGCGUUUAGCUGCUUUCUAUUCUAUCCUGAAUUUAUAUUUCAUAUGAGGCGUAAGGUUGUAUAUAUAUUGUU